AUGCGCAUUUUAAAGAAGACAAAAAGCCUUUGGCAAGUAGGAAGAACGUCUAAUUCAGAAGUCCCAGCGCCACUGCCACCACUCAAUACAGUAGACGCUCCUCCAUUACCUUCAAUCGAGCAGCAUACUCAUCGUCAAUUUCUUCAAAGAACGCCGGAGCCGGCUCAACUCGUGACGGCUGAGAACAUACGUGAGCUGAGGGAGAGAAUCAGGUACCGAUACAGUCUCGACGUCGAGAUCUUGAAGCAGAGGAAUGUCAAGAAGUACAUGCGCGGAAAUCUAGAAGAGAAUAUGAGAAAGUCUGUGGCUGCGCUAGCAGACAUACAGAAGAUGGUGGAAGGCUGGGACCGUCGAGAGUUCUUCGCCACUGAACUGGAAUACAGGAAGUUCCAGGAUAUCAGACAGCGGCUUUUGACGGGGACCAAAAUAGACUGGGAAAAGAACAAGCCGUGGGAUCUUGCGGUCAGUAACAUGGUUCCUCUCCGAGCACCAUACGAGAUGAGCAAUCGGACAGAUCCGAUAGCACAGCGGCCGGGCCCUUCGUCGUUCGGGGUUCGCCAGGCUGUUAGAGAACGUCCAGAAGAUGUGCCAUUUGCGCGACAAAGCCAGAUGCAGAAUCAUAGAUCCAGCCGAGAGCCCGUGCAGAAUCCUCCACGGCAGACCCAGCAUUUUGCGAAUACCCCACAACAGAUACAGCAUAGCAUGGAUUCCCUACGACAAGAACAUGAUGGCACACAAGCUUCGAGACAAGUUCCAUAUUUUGCAAACCCUACGCCUCAGAUGCGGCAUGCGGCAGAUUCCGUAAGGCAGAGCCAAUUUGUCGAAGGCCUCUUGCAGCAGAAUGUGUAUGCUCUGGCAUCUCCACAACAAAGCGAGAUCUCUCUACACUCUUCACAUAGAAGUGAACUUGGUGUGAGAUCUCCUCCGCCGAGCGAACUAGCUCCAGGAUCUCCUCCGCCGAUCAGAUACGCCGCAUACACUCCGUCCGAUGCUCAUGGGGCACAGAGGUCACAGUCUUUCAUGCCGAACACACAGCCCGCGGCACCAUACGGCGAUCUUCCACAUCCACAGCAGGGUGGAACUGCGGUAGCCACGCAUAGGCAGACUGGAGUGUUGCGUCCGUCUCGACAAAGGGAUGUACGGAAGGUCUCCGCUCCAACACCACAGAUCAAAUUGACCGCACCUACGCCGCCCGUGGGCCGAAGAGUUUUAUCGGAUCCGUCGCAUGUUGAUAACACCAAGUAUCGACCGAUACGUAUGGAUAGCCCUAUUCCAAAGGGGCGGGUCGAAGGUCCUCCGUCAUCUCAACACAGUUCCCCCGGGUAUUGA
Molecule: messenger RNA, 1329 nt
Organism: Alternaria atra
Lineage: Eukaryota; Fungi; Ascomycota; Dothideomycetes; Pleosporales; Pleosporaceae
Exons: 1
Coding region: 1-1329 (442 amino acids)
Source: RefSeq, a predicted model, not a curated record